UCCAUGAUGACAGAUCUGCUCCUCAACCCCAACAUUAGUCCUCCUCUAUCCAUGAUGACAGAUCUGCUCCUCAACCCCAACAUUAGUCCUCCUCUAUCCAUGAUGACAGAUCUGCUCCUCAACCCCAACAUUAGUCCUCCUCUAUCCAUGAUGACAGAUCUGCUCCUCAACCCCAACAUUAGUCCUCCUCUAUCCAUGAUGACAGAUCUGCUCCUCAACCCCAACAUUAGUCCUCCUCUAUCCAUGAUGACAGAUCUGCUCCUCAACCCCAACAUUAGUCCUCCUCUAUCCAUGAUGACAGAUCUCCUCCUCAACCCCAACAUUAGUCCUCCUCUAUCCAUGAUGACAGAUCUCCUCCUCAACCCCAACAUUAGUCCUCCUCUAUCCAUGAUGACAGAUCUCCUCCUCAACCCGAACAUUAGUCCUCCUCUAUCCAUGAUGACAGAUCUGCUCCUCAACCCCAACAUUAGUCCUCCUCUAUCCAUGAUGACAGAUCUCCUCCUCAACCCCAACAUUAGUCCUCCUCUAUCCAUGAUGACAGAUCUGCUCCUCAACCCCAACAUUAGUCCUCCUCUAUCCAUGAUGACAGAUCUCCUCCUCAACCCGAACAUUAGUCCUCCUCUAUCCAUGAUGACAGAUCUGCUCCUCAACCCCAACAUUAGUCCUCCUCUAUCCAUGAUGACAGAUCUGCUCCUCAACCCCAACAUUAGUCCUCCUCUAUCCAUGAUGACAGAUCUGCUCCUCAACCCCAACAUUAGUCCUCCUCUAUCCAUGAUGACAGAUCUCCUCCUCAACCCCAACAUUAGUCCUCCUCUAUCCAUGAUGACAGAUCUGCUCCUCAUCCCCAACAUUAGUCCUCCUCUAUCCAUGAUGACAGAUCUGCUCCUCAUCCCCAACAUUAGUCCUCCUCUAUCCAUGAUGACAGAUCUGCUCCUCAACCCCAACAUUAGUCCUCCUCUAUCCAUGAUGACAGAUCUCCUCCUCAACCCCAACAUUAGUCCUCCUCUAUCCAUGAUGACAGAUCUGCUCCUCAACCCCAAUAUUAGUCCUCCUCUAUCCAUGAUGACAGAUCUGCUCCUCAACCCCAACAUUAGUCCUCCUCUAUCCAUGAUGACAGAUCUGCUCCUCAACCCCAACAUUAGUCCUCCUCUAUCCAUGAUGACAGAUCUGCUCCUCAACCCCAACAUUAGUCCUCCUCUAUCCAUGAUGACAGAUCUGCUCCUCAACCGCCAACAUUAGUCCUCCUCUAUCCAUGAUGACAGAUCUGCUCCUCAACCCCAACAUUAGUCCUCCUCUAGCCAUGAUGACAGAUCUGCUCCUCAACCCCAACAUUAGUCCUCCUCUAUCCAUGAUGACAGAUCUGCUCCUCAACCCCAACAUUAGUCCUCCUCUAUCCAUGAUGACAGAUCUGCUCCUCAACCCCAACAUUAGUCCUCCUCUAUCCAUGAUGACAGAUCUGCUCCUCAACCCCAACAUUAGUCCUCCUCUAUCCUCAAUUCCCCAAUUUCACAGACAGUGUGUAUCUUCUGGUUACAGUAUAGUAAUAAUAUAAUGCUCCUCUAACAGACUGGUGUUCCAAGCCACCAAGGCCAGGUCUCUGGUUACAGUAUAGUAAUAAUAUAAUGCUCCUCUAACAGACUGGUGUUCCAUGCCACCAAGGGCAGGUCUCUGGUUACAGUAUAGUAAUAAUAUAAUGCUCCUCUAACAGACUGGUGUUCCAUGCCACCAAGGGCAGGUCUCUGGUUACAGUAUAGUAAUAAUAUAAUGCUCCUC
This is a messenger RNA of Oncorhynchus keta (chum salmon), 1773 nucleotides long. Its product is annotated as protein transport protein SEC31-like. The transcript is spliced from 2 exons. The record is from RefSeq and is a predicted model, not a curated record. Bases 4 to 1239 code for a protein of 411 amino acids. Lineage: Eukaryota; Metazoa; Chordata; Actinopteri; Salmoniformes; Salmonidae.